AUGAGUACUGCCUGCCAGCAAGAGCCCGGCUCGGGCGUGGUUGCCAUCGCUGCGCAAGGAAGCAGCUUUCACCAUCUAGCAGAGGAGACGCUCUCUGGCAUUCUAGUUGAUGUAGAUCCCAAAACCAUCCUGCGCAGUAGACGCGUUUGUGGGAGGUGGAGAGAAUGGAUCGACAGGUCAGAGCUGGUUUGGCGGAGCAUAGCAUUAUCAUGGGGUCUUAUAGACCAUCUUGCUGCGCCUCUUUGUGGUCAACCUCAGCUAAGCGUGUACGAAGCCCAAGCGUUGUCGAGCGCAAUGUCCUAUUUUGAAGGCAUCAAGUCUUUCAAGACACUCUGUUGCAGAUAUUUGACGCUCACAUUGACAUGGCAUACGCCGGCCGUGUUUCAAAAGCUAGCAAGCAAAGGCGAAGACCUUCAGGAACACAUGCCGUGCGGUCGAAUGAUUUUGAAAGGAUACGAAGAAGGCAAUGAGCAUCUCAUGCUUGUCGGCGAGCCGCCGAGCGUCCGCCUAAUCGCACGUGUCCCUGGAGCAGACAGGGUCAAUACCGACACGCGCAGCCCGCAAAAAUUCGCAGAACGUGGACAUCAGUGGCUCAACGAUUUUGACGGGCUAGAAGGCAACCUCCAUCCGACGAUUCCAAUGCAAGCGCUAGACAUCUUCUCCUUCGACGUUGAGUGGGCAAUAGUGGCUCGCGUAGACGCUGGCCUGGAGACGUGCAUCGAGGUCUGGAAUUUACAUCGCCAUAAGCCAGGGCUCAGCUGGUACCAGGCCUCUUGGGUCAAGAGCUUCAAUUUGUGUCUUCCCGAAGAUGCAGGACUUCCUCGCGCUGUCCGCUUGCGCUACCCUAUCUGCAUUGCAGCGCUACAAUACUCAGACGAUAGGGGGCUGUGUCAGAUAGUUGUCUUGGACAUCACCUCUCGGCGUACAUUGUCUAG
Molecule: messenger RNA, 935 nt
Organism: Ceraceosorus bombacis
Lineage: Eukaryota; Fungi; Basidiomycota; Exobasidiomycetes; Ceraceosorales; Ceraceosoraceae
Source: the annotation of a GenBank genome assembly